This is a messenger RNA of Alligator mississippiensis (American alligator), 4159 nucleotides long. RefSeq names its product claudin-4. Gene Ontology annotation, molecular function: structural molecule activity. The record is from RefSeq and is a predicted model, not a curated record. Lineage: Eukaryota; Metazoa; Chordata; Crocodylia; Alligatoridae. Bases 215 to 859 code for a protein of 214 amino acids. Gene Ontology annotation, biological process: bicellular tight junction assembly; cell adhesion. Gene Ontology annotation, cellular component: bicellular tight junction; plasma membrane. The transcript has 3 exons.
CCCUGGCAGGCGCCGGCCGCACGCUCCCUCCCUUGGCCGGAGCUCCUCCUGCCGCGCACCUGAUGCGGCGGGCCCCCUGCCCGGCCAGCGCCCGCCGCCUCCCCGCGGAGCAGGACUGCUGGAUCUGCUCCCAUCCAAGACACACAGAAGCUCCAUUGUUGAAGGCCCUCCUUGACAGCAGGUAGCAGGUGAGCGUGUGCCUAGCCCUUACACCAUGGCGGUACUGGCCCUGCAGAUGGGGGGCCUGGCACUGUCAGUGCUGGGCUGGCUGGGCACCAUCCUGACGUGCACGUUGCCCAUGUGGAGGGUGACAGCCUUCAUCGGCUCCAACAUCAUCGUGGCACAGGUGUUCUGGGAGGGGCUGUGGAUGAACUGUGUAUAUGAGAGCACAGGCCAGAUGCAGUGCAAGGUCUACGACUCGCUGCUUGACCUCUCCUCGGACCUGCAGGCUGCCCGUGCCCUCGUUGUGGCCUCUAUUGUGGUGGCCUUCUUAGCCCUUCUUGUCUCCAUCUUUGGGGCCGAAUGCACCCGGUGUGUGGAUGACAAGGGAGCCAAGGCCAAGAUCUCCAUCACUGCGGGUGCUAUCUUCAUCCUGGCUGGGGUGGGGCUGCUCAUUCCCGUGUCCUGGUCAGCCAACACCAUCAUCAGCAACUUCUACAACCCUAUGGUGCCAGAGGCCCUGAAGAGGGAGCUGGGUGCCUCCAUCUAUGUGGGUUGGGCAUCAAGUGCCCUCUUGGUGUUUGGGGGGACCAUACUAUGCUGCUCCUGCCCUCCAAGUGAGGAGAAGCCCUACUCUGUGAAGUACAGAGCAGCCAAGCACUCCAGUCCAGGCAGCUACCCUCUGAAGAACUAUGUGUGAGGGCCCUGCCCUUGGUGAGGCUAAGAAUCCUCCCUGGGGAAAUAUCUUUACCCAGCCCCUUCCCCAUCUUUGCAGAGUCCCAUUGCACCUGGCCAUGGAGAGGUGGGCAUCAAGCCCAAACAUGUGCAGUUUGUAGCAGCUCCCAUCCUGCCCCGCUUGAACAGCCUUCCCUGUGUGUGUCCCCUCUCCAGCUGCAUUCUACUCUGUGCUUGCCACCUCAUCCAUAACCCACCCCAUGUGUACCUCCUUCCCAGCUAGAGCUCACACUUUUAUAUUUUGCCAGGCCAGGUCCUAGGUCCUCCUGAGCCCUGUAGCCCGUUGGGUUGCUAUGGCUACAGCACAGCAGUUUCUAUAGCCAAGGGUGUACCAGGAGUGAUGUGGGUAGCACUACAUCUGGCCAACUUGGACUCCCCAGCACAAAUGGCUGGCUUUCCCCCUUAUAGCAGAGCCAACUUGGGACAGCCUUUGGCUCAAGCCCAGAGAAGGGCUUGGAACUCACAUCUCCAGGGCUGUAAUGAGACUCUGAACUACUGUUACCCUACACUCAGUCUGUGUCACAGGCAUUCUUGUUCUGUACUAAUCACUCUAGCCUCUGAACACCCUCUCAUCAUGCAUGUAGCACUUCUGUCACCUAGUGGUUGCUCUCCUGCCCUCUCCAUGGGGAACACGCAUAUGGUAGAGUGCUGUGCUGUGUGGUGUUCUGGUUUGUACUGCACACAACAAGCAUUAUGAUAUGCUUAUGUUAACAAAGGCCAGCUGGAGCACAUGCCACCCUGGAGGGAAAGUGGACAGGUUUGCAAUUGCCCGUAGUUCCCUCCAGUGUUGGAUGAGACCCCAGAAACCUCUGCUUCCUGCAGAGACAAGCUUUAACCUUAUUGCAGAAUUCCAUGGGACCAGGGGUUUGUACCUGCCAAUUACAGUCCCCGCCCCAGAGUUUUAAGUGAUCUGGGUACCCUGUGCCCUGGAGAGCCUGGAGGAUAGGAACCAAGUGUAAGGCUCCUGCCAUGCAGCCUGGGUCACUGGGUUAGCUGUGUAAAGCUCAAUCAGACCCCUACCCUUUGGAAGUGGGUCAGCCAAACUUAACAACUAAUCUAGGCCAGCUGGCCCCCAGCCCCUUCCCUUUGGUUCUGGGGUUGCAUUUAAGGAACUCCUCUAGCACCUGAGCCUUGCUACAUAACUUGCUGGUUUCUGAUCCCUGAGCAGCAGCGCCUGUCCUGGAAACUUCUCAAACUUUCCCAGUUCCUGACACUACUUUUGGUUUGUUCCUGGAUUUCUGCUUUGGAUUUCCCUGCAGAUUUGUUUCCUGACUCCAGUUUGGCUCUGUUCUUAGACUUUGCUCUGCAGAGUGUCCCUCAGAUUUGGUAACUAGGCCUGAUUCCCAGAUCCUGACCCUGGCUUGGGAUUUAGUUCCUGAUUCUUGUCUCUAACACCCACCCCUCCUGGCUCUACUUGCUAGGCUGGACUGUGACACCAGUGCCUUGAUCUUGAUGUGCUCCUCUCUGGAUUGGCAGUGUAGGGAAUAGGGAGAAGUGUGAUGUGCCUGUGUUCACUCAGGUGUUUUUUGCUGUUGUUCAGCUGCAAGGUGAUGAAGAAAUUACUAGUUGAAGCCAGGCCUCUAUUUGCUAGGAUGGGCUAGGUCUCUUGGUCAAGUGAAGAUGCUAAAAAGUGAGGAUGUAAAAACUGUCCACGUCUUUCCCCCACAGGCUUCCUCCCCAUAUUACCCCAUGCCACAUGCCUGUCAACUGCACCUUGCUCCACACACACAAAUUCCAUUGAUGCCUGACAAUGGGCCUGUCUCUGCCCAGCCUCUCUGUCCUCCUGGGUGUCUGGUGACCAUGUUCUUUCUUUGAGCAUUAGGACAAUUUCCACACCUCCAUCAACCUAAGUCAGGAACACUCCACCCAGCAAAUUCAUUUCCUAGACACCAUGAUGAAGGUUUGCAAUGGCUACAUCACCACAUUGUAUUGGAAACCAACCAACUGUCACAGCUUCCUUCACACCACCAGCUUUCAUCCUAAGCACAGCACUAGAUCCAUCCUCUACAGCCAAGCUCCAUUACCUAACUCUGAUUCUCACCAUGCCACUAGGACUUGCAAUGGACCCAGAUGCUAGCUGUGCCCCCUCAUCAACAUGGAGCACAGCAUCACUGGACCUAGUAAUACAGAUUAUAAUAUCCAAGGUUCAUUCACUUGCAACUCUACCAAUAUCAUAUACACCAUCAUCUACUUACAGUGCCCUUUUCUAUCUACAUCAGACAGACUGGACAAUCCCUACAUGCAAGAAUAAGUGGAUACCAAUCUGACAGUAGUUCUAGAAAGAUACACAAGUCUGUGGGAGAACACUUCGACUUCUCUGGACGUGUUGCUGAUCUCAGGGUAGCUGUUCUUAGACAGCAAAACUUUUUAAAUAAACAACUUGAACAAGAAGUUGCAGAACAAGAAAUCAUCCAGACUGGACUGUUAAAUAUUGUUUAAACAGGGACUAUAGGUUAUCCCAUUUGCUGGACUAGCUUUUGCAACCCUUUUCUCCCUAUGUUCUUAUUACUUGUUUGCCUUUCCCAGCCCUGCCACAAAUCACUCCAUUUUAUACACUGCUCUGUGCUUGUCCUUUCACAACCUCAGAUGAAGUGAGCUCAGGCUCAUAAAAACUUAAGAUAUACAUCUCUGAUUUAGUCUAUAAGAUGCAAAUCUACCCUGAAUUCUGCAUGUUCUUUCUCCUACCGCAGCACAUGGAGGGGAUCCAGGACCAGGAUGAGGGGGAAGCUUAGUUUAAUUACCAUUUCCACAAACUAUCCCCGUCCCUCCCUGCAAGGGCUCAGCAUGGAAUCACCUGUGCUUAUGCAGGUGUGACACACUGACUGUAAUUUAAACAGACAAAUGCUGCAGAAAUGAUUACUAAUCUUGGGUACCACACAAGGGGUCCUGAGGCCCCUUACACAAAUGCUGAGCACCUGCUUGGGUGGCACUCUAGGACAGGGUGGCACAGCUGGGUUCCCCUAAUUGGAUCAUUGCUGUACAAUGCUGCAGGCACCAGCACCACCUGGUAAUCAGAGUCCUCCUUGCAAAAGGCACCCUGCCAGAGGCAGAGGUAGCAAACAGGCACCUCUUUCCUUCCAGCGUGGAGUGACAGCGGUCCAUAGGGGCAUCUCUGAAUAUGGGAUCACAUCUUGGAGUCUGGGCCUUGCAGCGUGAGGUCUGGGUGGCUGUAAGGGCUUCAUGGGGACAUGCUCUUUGUGAUCCUGUUCCAUUCUGUCCUAGCUGAUCUCUUCUGGUUUGUAAUAAACAUUUUGGUACCACAGAG